Lingula anatina is the source of this 2669-nucleotide messenger RNA. RefSeq lists its product as uncharacterized. The record is from RefSeq and is a predicted model, not a curated record. NCBI's taxonomy places the organism in Eukaryota, Metazoa, Brachiopoda, Lingulata, Lingulida, Lingulidae.
CCCACCUUCAUAGAGAACAAGGUGGGCAAUAAAAAACAAUGACCUUUGAGAGCAAUUUGUAUCAUCCUUUUUGUCAAAAGUGCACAAUGGGAGUCUCGUCUCUGUAUACUUCUGACAAAAGGAUGUUCCAAGACGAGAUUUGUUUUGACUGCUGAAUUGACAUGGCACUAUGCUAAUCAUCAUAUAUGGUUUCUGUUCAAAAAUUAUUUCACAAGAAUCACUGCAACAGUUGUGUGACGCACGCCGAGACGCACGCGAUCUCGACAACCCGACACGAAAAAUGUCCAGUAUUUAACUGGACUACAUCAGCAAGGUGUCAGUGCAUCGAGCCGUAGUCUCUUGGGCUACCACUUCUCCAAUGAAAAUGUACAAGUACAUGAAGAUUUCGCUGGUAUUUCUCUGCUACUGUAUCCUGCCCUGUGACGGUGUCGUGGACAGCAGUCGGUUGAAGACAGAGGACGGGCUCUCUCCAGGCGGAGGACACGGGUCGUCCAUGCCAGGCUCUAACCCGCCUGGUAACCGGUGGUUAUAUGGCAGCAAGAUGUCUAUGAUGUCCUGGUACCGCUUCAUUAUCCACUGUUCUACAGACUUACUGUGCUGUUUGUUUGAAGACUGCUGCUAUGACGUGGCCCACCACUGUGCCAGCAGUCAGAACAGUGGUGUAUUGGCCGCUCCACCCCUGGGUCUGCCCCCAGGGAAUGGCAGUAGUCAGAUGGCACAGGGCAGCUCUGGCCGGGACACGGGUAGCGACAUCUCAGAGGUAGAGCAUAUUGUACAGCAUGCUGGCUUCAUGACAUGCACACCAAUUCAGAAGAAUGCUGAUUUCACAGUUGGUCGUUCGUCAAGUUUGCCGAGAAUGUCCCAGGCCUCCUGGCACCACGUGUACCCCGUCUGGACGCUGGCUCAGUGCCCGGACGCCUGGCAGGACAGCGACGUCAGGCAGCAAUGUGUCAACGCUACCAGGGCAGACUUUGAGACCUUCCUCCCCGUCACGGACGCCAAUGGUGUGACGUACGCUAAUAAGUACUGCGCGCUGUGUCACGGGGUCAGGGACAGCGUUCAGUGGCACGUGCAGGUGAAAUGCAUGCUGACACCCGUGGAAGAAUUCCUGAAUUGUACGUCGUGGCAAUGCAUCCUAGAGAUGGUUCUCCUGAAGUAUGAUUGCUAUGCGAUGUUAAAACCGAGCAGGUACCCUAAUAGGCCGAGGUUCUGUUUCCCUCCAGUGAACGCUAAUGACGUGGAGCCGUGUGAUUUUGAGCUGGUGAACAACACGCUGUACGAGACGUCCAGUCUGCGUGGCUCUGACGUGCAGUCCUCUCUGCGUGACACGUGUCUCUCUUACACAGCGGUGACACAGACGAGUCUUUACAAAAGUAUCCAGGUGUUUAAGAACUACCAUUGCAUGCUGUGCUAUGCCGGGAUAAGGUACCAAGAAGGAUCAUACCCGUCACUUAUCAGGAAGUACAUGCCCCCAAGUUUUAGUUCUUUGCUGAGGAUCAGCGACGACAGCGCAGAGUGGAACGUGGACAAGGCCACCCAGCCCUGCCCAGUAGGCUUCAAGUCAAUUGGUGGAGAGUGCAGCCCGCUUUUACACGCUUUUGAGCGCGUGUUCUAUCAAGUGAAGUUUGUCUUUGCACCUGAUGGCUGGAACCUUACUGAACGCCCGGUCAUUAAUAUUUGUGGCAAAAUUGAUACCAGUAUAGGACAUAUGGCUAUUGCUUUUAACCUUUCGCUGAUGGAGCCUUACGACUGCAGUUUGCAGAUGGCAGAAGAGGGUUCGGCUCUCAGCAUCAUGUAUGUGGCAAGGAUUUCAAGGAAUUCUCCCAGCGUCUCCUACAUCGAGGGUUGGAAACAGAUGGUAUGUCUGCUGCCAUCCAUGGACAAGUUUCUGGAAAAGCGUUUAAUCAAGUUGGCUGAGGGAUCUCUGUAUCUGAUGGCCAGACCGCGCGAUGCCGACAUGUGUGGCAAUGGCGGCAAUAAGACUCGGUCCACUGAAGUCCUAGACGGCGCCACGCAUACCACGACGGCGUCCUCUUCUGUGUCUCCGGCUGUCCCCAUUUAUUAUAUCACACUUUACGCUCAGGUUGCGUUCUUGUCUUUAAGCUUUACCGUCAUGUGAUUAAAUACAGGGUAGAAACCCGCAAACUAAAUAUUGAUUUGCGCGGAGAGGAGGUAUAUAUGAAAUAUAUAAUACUGUUGUAAAGUAAAUGACUUACACUUUCACUAAUUGCAAGUAAUAAUUAAAGGAGAAUCAAACGAGUGAAAGGAUAGAGAGUUAUUAAGUGUAAAUUAAAUUUAUUUAACAGUCAACAAGUGCAGGAAUUGUUUUCGUGGUAGGAAAAGAUGGAACAUGUCAAAGUCACCUACAUAGUUCGAUUUGAUUGGUUAAUUUCUCAAUAGAUUUGCAAGUUUCUUACACGUGUAAAACACUUGCAAACUAAGGCUGGAUAUGGUCCAAGCAUGAGUAAUUCAUGUAAUGUUUAAAAUAAAUUAAAAACAAGUUUCUAAUAAAGUACCUAAUCAGGAAAUGUUGAACGGUGGUUUGCAAUAUGAGAAUGGAAAAUCACGCAAUGUGAUCACGCAAAGACAAUGGAAAGAAAACAAGGAAAUGCGUGACCAGAAAGGUGAAAUUGCGUAUAAAUACUUGUAAAUUUGUAUGAAAAAGAGAC